Plutella xylostella (diamondback moth) is the source of this 1728-nucleotide messenger RNA. RefSeq names its product RPII140-upstream gene protein (gene 140up). Gene Ontology annotation, cellular component: mitochondrion. NCBI's taxonomy places the organism in Eukaryota, Metazoa, Arthropoda, Insecta, Lepidoptera, Plutellidae. Gene Ontology annotation, biological process: mitochondrial respiratory chain complex I assembly. The record is from RefSeq and is a predicted model, not a curated record.
AAAAAUAUAACCUAAUUUUUGGUAAAGGAAAGUAGGUAAAGUAAAAUAUCACAGUAAAAUAUUUUUGUAAUCUCGCUCGUACAACUGCAAAUUAAAUUUAUAUGAGCAAUACAUUAGAACUAUGCCGAUAGACAGAUAGAAGAGAAACUGAUAAAAUGUUUCGGGUUUUAAAUAUAGCUAGAGUCACCCCAGUGUUUGUAUUUCCUUUAAUGGAAGACCGUAACAAAUACGAUGGUGACAAUUUAAAUAGGAAACCGAAAAAAGAAAUAAAUACCGGCUAUGAUAGACUCAAGGAAAUGUACACAAGGAAUGAGUAUUUGGAAGCAUCCGUAGAACUGUACAAUGUUGUCCAAGCUACCUUCACUGGCGCAUUUAUUGGAGCGUGUAUGGGAGGAUUUGUGCGGUCACGGGAGGCCUACCUAUAUUUCAUUGAAAACAAUCAAGCAACAAUUUUCACAUCAACUAUGGAAGCAAAGAAAAAGCUACAGGAUUAUGUGACAGUGGCGUUUGCUAAAGGUGCUACCUACUGGGGUUGGAGAUUAGCUUUGUUUACUGGAAUCUUCAGUUUAGUUUCAACUACAAUAUCAGUGUAUCGGGGUGAGACAUCUGUGAUAGAGUACACAGUUGCCGGGGCAAUAACUGGCGGGCUAUACCGAGCCAACCUUGGAUUAGCUGCUACCUGUGUUGGGGCUGGAUUAGGUGGUGUCUUGAGUUCAUUUGGUGGCCUCGCUAUUGUGUUGCUCCUUAAGAUUACUGGCGUGACUAUGGAAGAUAUAAGAUGUGCAUUGCACACUAUUAAAGAAGCCAGGGAGGAUCAAUUUAACCAAGCUGUAGAAAAGGCGGCGACUAUCAAAAAUGAUGACUUGACAAUCCAGCAUGAUCUACUGGUGCAAGAAAAAGGGGAGAAGAAAAUUGAGGAUAUUUAAAUUAAUAAUUUACGUUUGUUUUUGUGCAAUAGAGACAUUACGGUCACAUUGUAUGAUGUAGUACAAUACAGUACGUAGUAUUGUUGUGUACAUAGUGCCUAUUUACUUCAUGUGACCAGAACUCUACCACCAUCUCUAAGUGAUGCAGUUUCUAUUCAAUCUGUCAUAAUAACAUUGUAUGAAUUGAAUAGUAUUGUAUUUGUGUCCAUUAUGAGAGAACCAAUCCAUAUCAAAUAGAUAAUCAAUGUCAGAGCGAACAGCCCGCCUUAAGAGAAAAGGGGAUACUUGAUAUAAGGGGUGUUGCAAAAAGGAUAUACUAACCCGAAACCUACAUGUGCAGCAUGGUAUAUCUCAGCCCAAAACUGAAAUGAGAAUUUCAAAAUUCGCGAAAAAAAAUAUCAUUUUCUAUAGAAACUAUGUCGGUUACGUGACUUUUUACUAUGGCUUAGAUAUACCAUGCUGCACAUGUAGGUUUCGGCUUAGUAUACCCUUGUAUUUAUAGUGACCUCAAGAUACAGAGCCCAUUGGCCAUAACUCGACAGGCACUAUACCUUCAGUCAGAGCGAACAAACACACUCGGGCCAAAGUAUACUUACAAUAUUUAUGAGUCACUGAUAGAAGAACGCUGAUUCAUAUAAAUAUGUAGUUUUCAGGGCCGGAUCUGAGAAACCUAUACUUAGAGUUGGUGGUGCAUAGAAGGAGUUUACAAAAAAGUAAAUCUGUGCAACAAAUAUGAUAUGAUAUUUAUGAGUAUGUAAAUAUAGCGAUAGAGUGUUAAUAUUAAAACAAUUUAUGUAUACAA